Molecule: messenger RNA, 555 nt
Organism: Talaromyces marneffei
Lineage: Eukaryota; Fungi; Ascomycota; Eurotiomycetes; Eurotiales; Trichocomaceae
Exons: 3
Coding region: 1-555 (184 amino acids)
Biological process (GO): intracellular mRNA localization; ribosomal large subunit biogenesis
Cellular component (GO): nucleolus; preribosome, large subunit precursor
Molecular function (GO): mRNA binding
Source: RefSeq, a predicted model, not a curated record
AUGGCACCGACGCCUUCCAAAGGCCCCUCGAAAUCAUCCUCCAAAGGCCCCAACAAAUCUUCCUCCUUCAAAGUCAGCAAAUCCAGCAAAUCAUCCAAAGUCAAACGCCCACCACCAAAAGAAGUCAAAUCCCAAUCCCGUAGCGCUCCCAAGCAACAGAAGAAGACCAAGACGAGGGAAUACACGGAGAAGGAAUUGGAUUUACCAUCGUUGAAUAUGAUUACACCUGUUGGUGUGCAGACGCCGAGGGGUAAGAAGAAGGGGAAGGUUUUUGUUGAUGAUCAGGAGAGUAUGAUGACUAUUCUUGCGAUUGUUAAUGCGGAAAAGGAAGGGCAGAUUGAGUCUAAGAUGAUCAAGGCUCGACAGAUGGAAGAGAUUCGAGAGGCAAAGAGGAAAGAGGCGGAGGCUAGAGCGGAGAAGAAGAAAUCGAAGUUGGAGAGCGUCAAAGACGAGCUACGAAACAAGAAGAAGAGAAGAUCAAGCGACGGUCCUACGGAAGAUAAGAAAUCCAGCUUCAAGUCUAAGGAGAAGCGGAAGAAUGUCUCUUUUGCUUGA